CACACACACGGCCGGAGCCCGCUGCGGCGCAGAUGGGCAGCAGCGGGGCGGCAGCAACAGCAGCAGCGGAGCGGCGGAGCGGCCGGCGCUGAGCGCUCCGCGCCAUGCGGAGCACGCCGCUGACCGAAGGCGAGCCCUGGCCGCGCCUGUGCCCCGCCGAGCUGGGGGGGCUGCGGCGGCUGCGGCGCAAGCACGGCUGCAAAAGUUUCCGCGUGGAGCUCAAAGUGCUCAGCGGGAGGAGGACGGGGCUCCGCGCCCCGCACCACAACCACAGCCACCCCGCGCCGCCCCCCGCCGUCCCGCCGCCCGCCUGGCAGCCGCGCAGCGCCGCGAUCGCCGCCAGCGCCUUCCCCGCCGCCCCGCCGCCGCCGCCGCCGCCGCCGCCGCCACCGCCGCCGCCCGCCGCCUCCCCGCGCCCGCGGCCGGGCGAGGCGUCCGGAGUCUCUCCGGAGAUCAAAGCCCUGCAGCAGACGCGGCGGUUGUUGGCCAACGCCCGGGAGAGGACCCGCGUCCACACCAUCAGCGCCGCCUUCGAGGCGCUGCGGAAGCAGGUUCCCUGCUAUUCUUAUGGUCAAAAGUUGUCCAAACUGGCCAUCUUGAGAAUAGCCUGUAACUAUAUCCUUUCCCUGGCCAGACUAGCAGACCUGGAUUACAGUGCUGACCACAGUAACAUGAGCUUCUCUGAAUGCGUGGAGCAGUGCACUAGGACCUUACAAGCAGAAGGAAGAUCUAAAAAAAGGAAGGAGUAGUAACAAGGAGGGGAGGAUUCAGAAGAGCUUCCAGCCAGAGUUACAUCUGUUCUUGGCAAAGGUUGCACGAUCCAGAUGAAGACUGCAAGCAGCAUUUUUGCUGAAACCCCUUUUCGAGAUGACAGUUGGCCAAGGAACUUUCUUAAUCUCUGGAACAGAAAGGAGAAAAGGAAAAGGAGGAAACAAAAACCAAACAAGGACAGGGAUGCUUCUUAUUGUUGUUAAGCCAGCCACCUUUUAGUACGUGCAAUUUAUUUAGCACUUUUCCCUUUGCUUAACUGGGAAAUGUUACCCUCUCAGCUCAUGUGUACAGUAAUUUGUUGUUGUUGUUGUUGCUGUUGUGCCAAAGAUUUGAUGGAGCUUCUACACUGUGUCUUAUUUUUGCCUUAACGUUAAAUCUUUGAGCCAAAGAAAAGUCGGAGGUGCCAUUGAGGUGGUGGCGAGCAGGCCAAUGACACAUCUGGGUUUAGGAAUCCUUCUGUCAGUCACCUCUGAUGUCUCCUGCCCACAGCCCUGGAGCCAGCAUGUGGUGCAGGCAAGAGCUGGGAUGACAGCAAGUCGUGCUUUGGCGUUUCAGGUUCGCUCCUUUCUUUGGGCUAGUUCUGCCUGUUGGGCAAUGCCCUGAUGUUCCUGCCCGUGCAACACAUCCACAGGGUAGAAAUAACUGACACAAAGUGAGAGCUGAAACAGGAGAUGCGAAUUUCACUCUUUUUUAAUAAAUAAAUAACAAUAAAUAAGCAGCAGUUAAGUGCCAUGUGGAGCAAAAAGAAAGGAAAUCAAAAGGAAGUUCAUCAGGUAGGAUGGAACGCAGCAAAACAAUUCAGCGGGCGUUUCAGGUUUGUGAAGUUGUUCUUCUGUGGGGUUUUUCAAGUGGUCAGAAACCCAUGUAAUGCAAAAAGCAUUUGAAUCCUAUACUGUACCUUUCACUUCAAAUUGAAGUAAAAAGAAAAGAUUGAGAAACAUUUGCUUGGAGUAAGCAGACUUUAUAGGUAAUGCAGUUCGUAUGCAAGACAUCUGCUAAUGAUGGGGGGACAGAGCUCUGUGUUCACAUAAAUGCAGGUUACCAAACCAAGGGGAUGUGUUUUGUUUCCCACUCAAGGGGAAAGGUUAUUUGUGAGGCCAGGUUCCCAUCCUGGCGACAUCAGCAUCAAUCAGGGUCCCGGGUGUCUGACUUACUCCAGUGUGGAUCUGGCCGGGCAUCGCCAGGUGCUGGGGAGGGCGAGGGGUUGGGGUGGGAAGGGGAAGGGAAGAGUCUCUGUUCUGCUGACAUGAAUACAAAACUUGAACUCCUCAGUGCCUGCCCGUUUAUUUCCCAAACACACACACACAAAACAUGAGCUCACCAGAGCAGGGGCUGGGAUGCCAGGCUGAAUGGUCAUGGUCUGCUCACUGCCAAGUCCUCUGGUCCCAGCGAGGACGGGCGAGCUCCCAGUGAGGAUGCUCCAGGUGUCUUCUAUGUGAUUUCUGGGAUGCACAGGGGAUGGCUGUGUCCAAGCCCCCUCCCAAGAGCUCCUUAUGCUGCUCACCCCUCCACCCUCACUGCCAGUCAUUAUUAGCAGCCCAAUAAAGUGCGUUUUUAGAUUGUCAUUUGUAUUUCUUUAUUAAAGCACAGUUUUGAA
This is a messenger RNA of Neopsephotus bourkii (Bourke's parrot), 2368 nucleotides long. RefSeq names its product atonal bHLH transcription factor 8 (gene ATOH8). Lineage: Eukaryota; Metazoa; Chordata; Aves; Psittaciformes; Psittacidae. Gene Ontology annotation, molecular function: DNA-binding transcription factor activity; protein dimerization activity. The coding region runs from base 105 to 749 and encodes 214 amino acids. The transcript is spliced from 3 exons. The record is from RefSeq and is a predicted model, not a curated record.